UUGAACCCUGCAGGUAGCCGUAAGGAGGAGCAAACGUCGCCUUAGCAACGGACAGGGUUUAGAUAAAUGAUUCGCAGCAGGACCUUUGUAAAUUGGAUUGAAUUACUCGUGAAGCAAAGACGCAAUACAUUUCUUGUUUAGUAACCGAAAGGUGAUGGCUACAAGCAAUCCGUCAGUGUUUCUUCUCACAGUGAAUGGACAAAUUGAGGGAGCGAACUUUCCAGAGUAUGACAACUUGUACUGCAAAUAUUGCUUUGUGUACGGGCACGACUGGGCUCCUACUUCGGGGUUGGAGGAAGGCAUUACUCAAAUAACCUGUAAAGGCAGUCAGUCUUCACACAAAUUAAUAUGGAACUUCCCCCUGGAGACAACAUUCAAGAGUACAAACCCUUCUGGAUGGCCUCAGCUUGUGGUGAGCGUGUACGGUCCGGAUGUGUUUGGCAACGAUGUAGUCAGGGGCUAUGGAGCGACACACAUCCCCUUCGCACCUGGACAGCAUAAACGAAUCAUCCCCAUGUUUGUUCCUGAGCCCACAUGGAGACUUCAGAAAUUCACAAGCUGGCUGUUAGGACGCCGACCUGAGUACACAGACCCAAAAGUAGUGGCCCAGGGUGAAGGCAGAGAAGUGACGCGUGUUCGUUCCCAAGGCUUCGUCACCGUCUCAUUUCAAAUCAUGACCAAAGACAUGAAGAAACUGGGCUAUGACACAGGACCAUCAAACCCUGCGAGCACACAGUAUGCCACAUCCGGCUGGUCGACAGAGGAACAACCGAACAUGUAGUAACAUAAGAGACUGUUUGAUUCCCAUAAUGAUAAAAACCCAACAGUCAUGUUAAAUCUGAAGUGAUACUUCUACUUCCUCUGUAUGGAAAGUACUGCAAUACCAGCGUUUUUACAGAAACAAAGUGGGAAGAAUGCAAGGGGUAACAACCUACAUACACACACUCCUGUGCCUAAUGUUAUUUUAGUAUAUGUGGUUUUAUGUAAUUUUAUUAGAAAUACAAGUUGCAGAUACAGUAUUUAUAUGGUAUUGACUUUUUAAUUUGCUAUAUUUUUACCUUUUUUUUUUUUUUUAAAUAAAUGUGGAUUUAACCUCUGAAGUGUUCCAUGUUUGAACGAACUGAGCAUAUGUCAUAUACACAAACCACUGUUAUAUGUUUGGGUAGACUGUAUUUAGUUUAAGGCCAAAGA
Messenger RNA from Scatophagus argus, 1191 nucleotides. It is a transcript of the gene b9d1, whose product is annotated as B9 protein domain 1. The transcript has 7 exons. NCBI's taxonomy places the organism in Eukaryota, Metazoa, Chordata, Actinopteri, Scatophagidae. The coding region runs from base 155 to 781 and encodes 208 amino acids. Gene Ontology annotation, cellular component: MKS complex. The record is from RefSeq and is a predicted model, not a curated record. Gene Ontology annotation, biological process: cilium assembly.